Molecule: messenger RNA, 3640 nt
Organism: Galleria mellonella (greater wax moth)
Lineage: Eukaryota; Metazoa; Arthropoda; Insecta; Lepidoptera; Pyralidae
Gene: Roe1
Product: grpE protein homolog, mitochondrial
Exons: 7
Coding region: 108-800 (230 amino acids)
Biological process (GO): protein folding; protein import into mitochondrial matrix
Cellular component (GO): PAM complex, Tim23 associated import motor
Molecular function (GO): protein homodimerization activity; protein-folding chaperone binding; adenyl-nucleotide exchange factor activity
Source: RefSeq, a predicted model, not a curated record
UUGGUUUGUCUAUGGAUUAUAUUCGAAGUCGAACUCGAACAUAACCUCUUGAUAUUUUAUGAGUUUAUUCUAAAAUUUUCUUAAAAAAAACUACAAAAUUCACAAAAAUGUCUUCUCUGAAAGUGUAUAAUAUCGGAAGGAUGACGAAAUAUCUCACUGAGACGAGUUUACGGACGUUUCGGAGCAAUAUUUACAGAAGCACAAGCCGAGGGUACAGCACAGAGGAGAAAGCUGCCGUGGCGGAUGACAAGCAGCUGCCCAGCACAGUGGAGGAGUGUCACAAGCAGCUUGACAGUCUGACCAGUGAGCUCAACACUCUCAAGCAACAGAUCAAGGACUAUGAAGACAAAUACAAGCGCGCCCUAGCGGACGGUGAGAACGUGAGAAGGAGAAUGAUGAAGCAAGUGGAGGACGCCAAGUCCUUCGCCAUACAGAGCUUCUGCAAGGAUUUGCUCGAGGUGGCGGACACGCUGUCGGCGGCGGCGGAGAGCGUGCCCGAGGAGGGCGAGGCCGGCGCGGGUGGAGCCGCGGGCGGCGCGGCGGCCGCGCUGCGCUCGCUGCACCACGGCGUGCGCCUCACCAGCGCGCAGCUCGCGCAGGUGUUCAGCCGCCACGGGCUGGUGCCAGUUUCGCCGCUCAAGGAGAAGUUCGAUCCCAAUCUACACGAGGCACUGUUUCAACAGGAGGUGGAGGGCGCGGAGGCCGGCACGGUGGUGACGGUGAGCAAGGUCGGGUACAAGCUGCACGAGCGCUGCGUGCGGCCCGCGCUCGUCGGCGUCGCCAAGGGACCCUCGUCAUAGUCGCCACCCUCCACCACCCCCGCCACCCCCGCCACCCCCGCCCGGUCACGCCCUCGAUGGCGUGGCAAUCGGGGAUGUUCCAUUCCACCCACACAGCUGGGGACACAGUAUAGGGAUGAAUAACUCCGGACCAAAGAGCAGGCAGACAAAAUUGUAUAAUUUAAUUUUACCACAAUUAAUUAUUUUUAAUAUUUACUAUACAUUGAAAAUUAGACGUUUGUGUAAGUAGAAAGUAUGGGACAUAUGGUCUUAUUUUCAUUAUUCACUGUACUCUAUGCCCUAGCGUGGUGUCUAUGACAGGUACGUGUCAAAGAGACAGAGAAAAAAUGUUUUUGUAUUGAAGUAAACUAAGAUUUAAGCAUUUUUGAAUGGUUACUUUUUCACUGUCGCCCAUUCGGAAUGCAAUUUCGGCCGAGAACUGACGAGACAUUCAGCUGUUGCUUUUCUCAAGUUUUUUUUUUUAUACAACUUAGAACGGCAAACAAGCUGACGGCCCACCUGUUGGAAAGUGGUAACCGUCGCCUAUAGACACGAGCAGUACCGUGGACAUAACAGAGUAUACUGUUUCGCCCAUGAUACCCCCCAUGCGUUGCCAUUCCUGGGGACUCGGGUGUUAUUCCUCUGUACCCAGUAAAUUCACGCCAUAUCCCACCCUUUAAGUUUGACUUAAUAAAUAAUGAAUUUGUAUGAAUACAUAGUACUAAGCUGUAUCGAAUCAUAAAAAAAUAUAUAUUUCAUCGUCAGGUGCUUAAAUGUUCUACAAAAAGGGCGUAUUAAGGUUUCUUAGGGGGUGGACAACGCAUGAUAACCCUGGUGUAACAGGCGUCCAUAUGCUACGGUAACCCCGUUUAUUAACAGACGGGCCGUAUGCUUGUUUACCGUCAUUGUAGUAUAAAAAAAAUAUAUAAUUUAUGAAUUCAACAAAUCAUUUGAUCCUGGCAAUUAUAUUAAUAUUUAUUAAUAAUACAUACUUAUUAAAGAUUUUGUUUAAAAAAAAAAAAGCAACAGUUGAGUUUCUUGAGUUGUCAGUCAGCAUUCCGAAUGGUCGACAGAGUUGACAAAAAAAAACUAUUCAAAAGUGCUUAAAAUUGAGUUAGUUUACUUAAAUAAAAAAUAUAUAUUUAUUUAUUUAUUUUACACUUUAUUGCACCAAGUAAAAAGAGAAAUAACAAAUACAGUAAAUAUUAAUGAGAAGUGAUACAAAAGGCGGCCUUAUCGCUAAGCAAUCUCUUCCACACAACCUUUGGGUAGAGGACAUUGAGAAAAAGACAAAGGGUAGGUGGCGCACUAUUAUAUAAAUAUUAACAUAUUAACAUAUAUAUAUAUAUAUAUAUAUAUAUAUAUAUAUAUAUAUAUAUAUAUAUAUAUAUAUAUAUAUAUAUAUAUAUAUAUAUAUAUAUAUAUAUAUAUAUAUAUAUAUAUACAUAUUUAUUAUCAAUUUACGAUUAUUAAAUUGAGUUUAACAGGAAAAAUUUCACUCAAUCCAAGCUCUUUUAAUGUCCUAAUAGCUAAUAUUUAAAUAACAGCAAGCUAUCACGCGAACAGUAAAGUGGUCAAUGUAUAGUAAAUAUUGUGUCGUAUUUAUAUUUAAACAUACCCCCUUAUACAAAUAACGCUGGAGUGUUUUUUUCACACAGAUCGGCUCAGAGCACGCAUUGAAAUGUAUUAUCGUUAUGUGAAAUUAUUUUUGUUCACAGUGAUAUCACCUGUGACAAAUCACAGCGGUGAUUUUCAUUUCCAGUUAUUUAAUGUCGCAUUCACUACGAUUUGCUUAAUGAUAGUGAAAUAUUAAAUAGUUUUAUGGUAAUACAAUGAGAGAAUAGACGCUUUAGUACAGUAUGAUAAAGUUUCCAUUCGCUCGCUCUGUAGGGCCCAGUUGGCCGUCUGAUGCAUUUUUGAAUACUGCUAAUCGCGCGUAGCCGAUGGCUCACGAAUAAAUCCGAACGCAGUAACGAUCUGUGAUUUUACUAGAGUGAUUUGUAGCAGUGUUAUUGUAGCAAUUUGUGAUUUCACUAGUGCUAUGUGAAAUAUUCCAAUCCUAGCGUAGAGACGAGGGCAGAUUUUGAACGCGUUUAAGAUCAUUGAAAUAAGGUUUAUUUUCAAACGACUUCAAAAAGACGCAGUUUCUCAAUUUGAUUGCAUUUUUUCAUGUUCGUCACCUCAUAACUCCGUCAGUUGUGAACCGUUUUGGAAUUUUUUUUUUCUGAAAGGUCAUACUUACAGAUUGGUCCCGUGGUAAUUUUAACGAAAUCGGUAAAGCAGUUUAGUUGUUAAACCAUAAUAACUGCUUUUAUCACAAGUGAAAUAAGUUAUUUUGCGGAAUACAAUCUUAUGACACGUCACAUGACUAAAGAAAAAGUAAAAAUAAACCUUAUCGCAAUGCUCUUAAAACUUUUAUCGCUUUUUAAACACGAUCAAAGUUUGGCCUCUUGGAGCCGCUCUGUGUGAAUGAUGCCGAGUAUGUAGUUACUUAAAAUUAAAAUAUAGGCUUCGUUUACACACACACGGAGCAUUGAAAAUCGCAUUGAGCAAUGAAAACCGUAAUUGUGAUUUUUCACACUAUAAUUAUUUGUAACAGGUUAGAAAGUAGCAGAUGUGACAUUUCAUAUGAUAUUACAAAUGUUAAUAGUGAAAUACGUCAUGUAGUGUCUGUGCAAACGAGGCUUAAUGAAGCGUUAAUGAUCAAGCAGCAUAAUGAUUUGUAUGGGGAAUCAAGCGUAAACUGGACUGAGGCAUCACUCGAUAUACUUACGACUUUCCAGAUGUAUGAAUUACUUUUAUAUUGUAUGUAUGAGAGAGAGGCGGUAGUUGUUGCAUGAUUAAAUUGAUUUAUUGUUUUA